This is a messenger RNA of Prorocentrum cordatum, 1986 nucleotides long. The record is from the annotation of a GenBank genome assembly. NCBI's taxonomy places the organism in Eukaryota, Dinophyceae, Prorocentrales, Prorocentraceae.
GUAGCAAUUUUGGCUCAAACCAGCAGGCUCGGUGCGAGACAUACCGACGGUCACUGGUAGCGGCCAUUUGCGGGACGGCCAUGACCUUGGAGGACACCGCGGAGCUUCUCAGGAAGACGAGUCGGCCCCGGACUGCUCGGCAGGCGAGGUAAGGGCGAGGUGGCAGCAGCAACGAAUCGCAGCUGUCGCCGGCGCGAGUACGCUCGUCGUCCUCGUCGUCAUUGUCUCUUGUGCACGCUCGCAGCACGAAGGACUGCGGUAGAGGUUGUCGUGUGAUUUCGAUGGAGAGAGGGGAUGCGAGCUGUUCUGGGACCUUCGAAGCUGAACAUGCCACAUAUGCUGGUGGAUCGGUACAGAGCGAUCUUGCUGGCUAUUCUGGCACUGGGUAUGUCGAUAUGCUACCUGGGCUCGAUAACAUAAGCUUCAUCGAAUGGGCAAUUGAAUCUUGCGUAGCUGGGGUUCAUGAGCUCAAGGUUACGUAUAGUUCGCCGUCAGCGGGUCGCUUCUUGCAGCUCAUGGUGAAUUCAACGGUGGAAGUCGAUUCCUGGAGUUUCCCUGCUACGGGGUCGUGGAGUACGUGGGAGACUGCCGCACACGAUGUCAUGUUAUCGGUGGGGUCAAAUACGAUCAGGAUCUCAGCAAUAAUUUCUAGUAAUCUCAGUGUCGAUAAUUUGGAAAUCACGCAUAAACAAACAUAAUUGUUCGACAAUUCAGCGGUGCAUAUCGAUAGCAUCACCUUGCCCCCCGAGACGGUGUCCUCGCUGGAGUCGGUACUACGGUUCGCACGCGGUACUGGUUUCGGGCUCCUCAAUUUCACCAGAUGCGCCUUGGUGGGCAGCUCGAGCCUCAUGGUGGGCUCUGGCGCCAGGGCGCAGAUCGACGCCUACGACACGGUCAUCCGCCUCAACCGCAUGCCUUCAGCUUCGGUGGCGAGCGACUUCGGCACCAAGACCGACGUGUUCUUCAUGAACCACCCUGCCUCCAGAUUUGAGGCCGUGGAGAUGCUCCAGAGGGAAGGAAUGAAGCCGAGGAGAACCAGCUGCCGGGAUAUGGACAACUGCAAGGCUGCGGCCAUAUUGCAGAGGGGCGACAACCACUGCAGCCCGCAGAAGAUGGCAAGUCAGUACUGGGGCUGGGACCACUCCAUGAUCGGCUGCGUCCGCCCCAACGUCAGCCUCACCGCCUAUGGCUUCAAGCACCUCGAAGGCUUCCAGUCGUCCACUGGCUUCCAGGCGUUCCUGGCCUUCCUGCCGCUCUGCCAGGAGCUGGACCUCUUCGGCUUCGGAGGCAACGCCGCCGCCGACGGCCACUUCGAGUGGUCGGGCCACAACCUCCACGAGGAGCACCGCAUCCAGGACGCGGUCGCGGCCAGGGAGUGGUCGAGGCUCGAGUGGUCGGAGCACGCCGACCGCCUCCGGGACGCGGUCGCGGCCAAGGCGUGGGGCGCCGCGGGGGCGCGCGGCGACGAUCCCUGGCCCUGGAUGCAGGCGCGCGCGGCGAGGGUUCGGAAGUUCCGGUAGCGGGCGGAGUCCGCCGGCAGCGGGCGCGAGAGCCCGGGGCUGCGUGCGGCGGCCGUUCGAUGGCGGCGGCCGCCUCGGCGCUCGCGCCGCGCUUGACCAUCCCUCGUUUUGACAGCGGGCGGCGACGACGGGCGGCGACGGGCGGCGGCCAGCCGGGUCCAGUUCCAUAGGAGAUUGGUCAGGUACCCUGGAGGCAGGCUUUUGUGUUCUGGGACAGUGCGAGCCCCUCACCCUCCAGGGCCUGGCAGGGCCCCCUUAGAGUCGAGCGCUGCAGGCUCUCACCUGGACCCUCCCGCUCCCUCGCGCUCUCGGCCGCGCUCGCUCGUGCGUGCCCCUCGGUGGCUGCCAGGCCGGUCCAGCCUCGCCCCAGGCCCUGCUGUUGCCUCUCUGGGGGCUGGCCUGUCCUCCUCCUCCUCCUCCUCCUCCUCCUCCUCCUCCACCUCCUCCUCCUCCUCCUCCUCCUCCU